Molecule: messenger RNA, 726 nt
Organism: Lymnaea stagnalis (great pond snail)
Lineage: Eukaryota; Metazoa; Mollusca; Gastropoda; Lymnaeidae
Source: the annotation of a GenBank genome assembly
ACGAUCACCAACGACGACGUCCCGCCGCCCGUCCCCGGCGAUUUCUCGAUCAGCGACGUGACGCUGGCGGAAGGCAAUAUGGGCACCACCGCCUUCGUCUUCACGGUCACCCGCAGCGGCGGCGAUGACGGCACGGUGACGGUGAAUUACGCGACGGCCGACGGCACCGGCGUUGCCGGCGAGGAUUAUACCGCCGCAAGCGGCACUUUGACCUUCCUCGAUGGCGAGACCACGAAGACGAUCACCGUCCUCGUCAGCGGCGACGUCUCGGUAGAGCCGAACGAGACCUUCUUCGUGAAUCUUUCAGGCCCGACCGGCGGCGCCACGAUCACGGAUGGCCAGGGCCUGGGCACGAUUACCAACGACGACAAUGCCGGCUCGAUCUCGAUCGGCGACGUGACUCUCGCGGAAGGCAAUAGCGGCACCACCGCCUUCACCUUCACCGUCCUGCGCAGCGGCGGCAGCUCCGGCGCGGUCGGCGCGACCUGGACGCUGGACGCGCCCGGCGGGGCGAACCUGGCCGACCUGGUCGAUUUCGCGCCUGGCCAGCCGACCACCGGCACGGUCAGCUUCGCCGACGGCGAGACCUCCGCGACCAUCACCAUCCUGGUCCAGGGCGAUGUGACCUUCGAGGACACCGAGACCUUCCUCGUCAGCCUCUCCAACCCGACCGGCGGCGUCGCCAUCGGCCACGGCAAUCGCACCGGCGAGAUCCAGAACGACGAU